AUGAGCGGUGGAACGCCUGCAUGGCUUUUGAACAGCGGAAAUCCAAGGGGUGGAAUUCUCAGGACAAUUCUCAGCGACAUAAACGGAAUGGCGUAUCACGAAGAAAUUUCCAGGCUCCUAAAUGAGGCUGCUUUUAUCACGCGAGUAAACUAUGCAACAAAAGUAGCGAUGGCAGUCUUUCUUUUCCUGCGCAGCAAAGCCAUUCCUAUACUGAUAGAAGAUGUGCUCGUGUACUGCGGGUGUAAUAAAAUGGGGUUUAUCUCGUUACUGGCAAAAAAUCGGGGAGUCGUUAUCAAUUCAUCAGUUUCUGUUGACUAUGUGAUGAACGUCCUAAACCGGGUGCACUCCUGCUUCAAGAGCCAGAUAAAGCAAAGCUACGAGGGCAUUCGGGAGAAGGUUUUGAUUCUCUACGGGCAGAACUACUACCACAACAAGUCUCCACUCACUUCUAUCCUUAUCCUGUGCUUCCACAACAACAAGAAAAAGGUGAAUAAGAUCGUGAAAGAGCACUACAGCACAAUAACAACGUACAGCAUAAACAAGGAAAUGCUGAGGAUAUCCGAGGUCCUGGAAGGGUGCGAGCACGAGUUCGAGAAUGUUUCCGAAGACGAAGAAACCGAGAACGAAGACCCUUUCUACGUGCAGAAGGAGAGGAAGCUGAAAAACGAGCUGAGAAAGAAGAUCCGGGAGAGGGAGAAAGAGGCCAAGAUAGAGCGAGCCAUGAAUCUGUACGCAGACAAGCUGGGAGAAAACACAAGCUAUGCCACCGACUAUGAAGGCCUUUUGAUAGAGGGCAUGGUCAAACAGGGCUACACAAAAGACACCAUAAUGAGCCUAACAUACAAAGGUAUGGAGUAUUAUAGUCCAUACAAAUAA
This is a messenger RNA of Nematocida major, 876 nucleotides long. RefSeq lists its product as uncharacterized. The transcript has a single exon. NCBI's taxonomy places the organism in Eukaryota, Fungi, Microsporidia. The record is from RefSeq and is a predicted model, not a curated record. The coding region runs from base 1 to 876 and encodes 291 amino acids.